Messenger RNA from Megalobrama amblycephala (Wuchang bream), 1486 nucleotides. RefSeq names its product protein LBH-like. Gene Ontology annotation, cellular component: nucleus. The record is from RefSeq and is a predicted model, not a curated record. The coding region runs from base 432 to 821 and encodes 129 amino acids. The transcript has 5 exons. Lineage: Eukaryota; Metazoa; Chordata; Actinopteri; Cypriniformes; Xenocyprididae. Gene Ontology annotation, biological process: positive regulation of DNA-templated transcription.
GUUUGGGAUUAUUCGUGAAAAGACUGUAUUUGAGCGCAAUGUGUUGACAAUAGCAAACCAGCCACCAAACAGGCCUGUAUGAGAGAUCUGUGUGAUAAUGUGUCGUCUGUCUCCCUCUAGUGGUGUGUUACACAACCACAAACCUUCAGUCACAAACACAACCAGCAACUUGUGCUGUGGGAGGGGAAGGAGAGGAUGGUAAACUUGAGCAGUUCCUGAAGGAAAUAAUGUUACAGUGAUGAUUCAAAACAGGAGAAGAUACUAAAGAGAGAAGGAGACCCAGCAGAUAGGGACAGAACACACUGAUAGGUGAGAGGCAGACAUUAGGAGGACGUGUCCGUUUACUGAAUGCUGAACAAACACUGUGGAAACUGAACACAGAAGAAGAGGACAGACUGAGCAACUCGACCUGAACUCAACCUCACAGUGUAAUGUCCAAAGGUCCACAGGACUCCAGCAUGGAGCAGCUUCGGCUGCAGAGGAGAGAAGAACAAACGUCAUAUCAGAUUUUCCCCGAGCCGUCGGAGCAGAUGAAGGGCGCGGCGCGACUGAAGGAGCGUCUGCCGUCGAUCGUGGUGGAGCCGUCAGAGGAGAGCGGAGAACAGAACUCUGUCGUAGAUGAGGAGGAGGAAGAGGAGGAAGACCCUUUCCAGGACCGCUGUGACCCCGCCGGCAGCGGUCAGGAGGAGCAGGCCGACGUGGACAGAGUUCCUCGUUUUAAGCGUUCAUCGAUACCUUGUAUUCAGAUCGACUACAGCAGACUGACUCCGCCCCCUUCGCCCACAUCAUCACGCGCAGCUCCGCCCUGUUUUCGCAGCUGAACAGAUCAGAGGAUGAGAAACAUCAGCACAACUGAAGCACAAAAACAUGUGAUUUAAACCUAGCUAUAGGUUUAAAUUGAAAAAAUUAAUAAUCAGAUUGUGCUGUGUUUCCAUGUGACUAAAGUAAACGAGUGAUCACAUGACUGAAGUUCAAGAUGCUCUUUGGAUGAAUGUGAUAGUUCAAUAUUUCACUGCAGUUGUAGUGCUGAUAUAAAAUUAGAAAAAUGCAAAAUAAAUGCAUCUUCUUCCAUGGCGCUAGCAACGCCAAGGUCAUGGGUUCGAUUCUCAGGGAAAUGUGUAGGAAUUUCAAUGCAAUGUAAAUCCAUUUGGAUACAAGCAUCUGCCAAAUGCAUGAAUGUAAAUAUAAAUUUCUCUGCUGGUCUCAGGUCAUCUGUCGACUGAAAACACUUCUGAUAAGAGCCAAAUUUAAGUAUAUGAUUUAAAAGUAUUUAAAGUGUUCUUGUUUUCCAGCACAAAUAUCUAAACAUUCUUAAAUCAAGAUUAGUUGACUUGUUUUGUGAAAAAUGCAUCAAAAUGAAGUGAAUUUGUUUAAAACGAACAAAUGGGGUCAGAAAUAUAAUCUUUAUUUUCUUUUUUUAUUUUAUAAGUUUAUUUUUCCGCAUUGGCAGAUAUUUGUUCUUGUUUUAAGCACAAACUCACUUCAU